GGGUCUAGCCCUGGCACUGGGGCAGGGGCAUUGCGGGUGAGUGGGUAAAGCUGGACAUCACUGCCCACUCUGCUACUCACGCCUUGGUCCCCUGCAGCCAGCUGUACAGACUCUGCCCCAGAGACUGGGACUUGCCUGCCUCCCUUCCUGGGGUCUCUCAUUCCCUGUGGGUAGCAGCUCUCCCUGUUGUGGGGUGGCUGGGGGAGUGGCUGGCUGUAGGGGCACUCUGAGCCUCCCCCCCCCCCCCCGGACAAUAGUGCCCAGGAGCUGUGGCCCUGCCCUGGCCAUUGGAUCAGGUGGGGCUGCAGUGCUACCCACGGGGUGGGUGAUGGGAGCCCCCUCCAGCAAACCCCAGGGGGCUGCCUGUGGCAUUCAGUACUCUGCAUUGGUGGGGCAGAGCUGGGCCUGCCCAGCACCCUCCUUCCCCUGCCCCACAGACUGUGUCUGUCCCCAGGCUCAGCUCAGUGGGUCAGGGCUCUGCUCUGGCACGGCUGGGACGGUCCCACAUCGUCGUCGUCCCCCCGCCCCCGCCCGCGCCCCACAAGCUGCUGGAGCAGCCCCAGCAGCACACAGGGCUAGCCCAGGGGUGUAUCCACAGAGCCCAGCCUGCCCCUAGCACACAGAGCCAAGAGGGCAGGGGGGGCGUUCCCAGUGUGGGAGCCCCAGCAGGAUAUGGGGGAAGGGCACUAGGUUGGCCGGAGCAAAGGCCCCGCUCUCCGCUCGGGGUGGCUGUGUGGGGAACAGCCCCCGUGACAGGAGGGAGCAGAUGCCAACAAAUGUGCCAGUCCCAUGUGGCUGAACACUGGGAGAUGUGCUGGGGCAUCCCCGGGGCAGGGCUGGGAGCGCAUGGCUUGGGCAAUCCACCAGCGAGCCCCUUCCCUGCCCACGCACCUCUGCAACCAGGGCUUCACCGCCCCUUCCCCUGCCUUCCAGGUGACGGCUGCUUACAACCUCCAGCCCCUGCUCCUGCCCGGCCCCGUGCUGUGCUCCCCCUGCUUCGGCCAGGGCCUGCCCGCAGAGCUGUCCCGAGCCAAGGCGGCCACCUCCCGGGAGAGCACCAGCGCCCUGAAGGCCUGGCUGGGCCAGCACUUGAGGCACCCCUACCCCAGCAAGGGCGAGAAGCUCAUGCUGGCCAUCAGCAGCAAGAUGAGCCUCACCCAGGUCUCCACCUGGUUCGCCAACGCCCGGCGGCGCCUCAAGAAGGAGAAGCAGCUGAGUUGGGCCCCCUGCAGCAAGUCGGACAGAGACGCCGGCGAGGGCGAGACUCGGGGCGAGCAACAGCCCGGGGGGCAGGGCGAGGGGCCGGGGGGCAGCCCGGGCACAGGGGGCAGCCCCAAGGAGGGCAGCCCAGGCCCCUGCCUGGAGUCAGAGCACCAGCGGCCAAGCCCGCAGCCCAACGCUGCUGAGCUGACACAGGGGACGCCGCCCCAGCAGCCCAAGAUCUGGUGUCUGGCUGAGAUUGCGACGUGCCCCCAGCAGGAGCAGAGCUGCCGCCUGCAGCUGGAGAUGGCACCGCCCUGCUGGGGUGUCCUACCCCCACAGCUCAGCCUGGCCCUUCCCUGGUGCCCCGAGAGCCACCGGACGCUCCCACAGUGACAGCGUGGCACGGGCGGCAGCCGGCCUGGGACUCACGGCCGGGGGAGGGGGCUCUGCCCACGGGGAGCCGGGCUGUAGACAGGCCCUCCCAGGUGUUCAGCGGUGCUAGAGCCCUGUAGAUUUGGGGGAGGCUCUAGGGUAAAGAGUGAGUCUGUGGGGCAAAGAGGGCUUGGGGGGAUGGUUCCUUGAGUGGCUCCCAGA
Messenger RNA from Chelonia mydas (Green sea turtle), 1797 nucleotides. RefSeq names its product iroquois-class homeodomain protein IRX-3-like. The transcript has a single exon. The coding region runs from base 790 to 1596 and encodes 268 amino acids. Gene Ontology annotation, cellular component: nucleus. NCBI's taxonomy places the organism in Eukaryota, Metazoa, Chordata, Testudines, Cheloniidae. The record is from RefSeq and is a predicted model, not a curated record. Gene Ontology annotation, molecular function: RNA polymerase II cis-regulatory region sequence-specific DNA binding; DNA-binding transcription factor activity, RNA polymerase II-specific. Gene Ontology annotation, biological process: neuron differentiation; cell development; regulation of transcription by RNA polymerase II.